Molecule: messenger RNA, 1565 nt
Organism: Microplitis demolitor
Lineage: Eukaryota; Metazoa; Arthropoda; Insecta; Hymenoptera; Braconidae
Product: FAD synthase
Exons: 10
Coding region: 96-1469 (457 amino acids)
Source: RefSeq, a predicted model, not a curated record
UAUCAAAAUAGCAGUUAUUUAUUUUUAUAAAAAAACAAAUGUCAGUUUUUAAUUAUUUAUUUAUAAUUAAGUUAGUUUUAUUAUAAAUAAUAAAAAUGUUUCAAGUUUUUCGUCAUUUACGUAAUAUUAUUCUGCACAGUUUAAAUAAAUAUUCUUUUAUAACAUACAAAUCAUUUAGUUCAUGUCAAAAAUAUACUGCUGGAUUAAUUAUUAUUGGAGAUGAAAUAUUAAAAGCCCAAGUUAGAGACACAAAUUCAUAUUUUAUGUGUUCACUUUUGUAUGAAUAUGGAGUUAAAGUUGAAAAAAUCUCUAUUAUCAGUGAUGAUAUAGAUGAAAUUGCUAAUGAGAUAAAACUAUUUUCUGGAAGGUAUAAAUAUGUCAUUGCAUCUGGUGGUGUUGGACCUACCCAUGAUGAUAAAACUUAUGAAGGUCUUGCUAAAGCAUUUGGUGAUUCUUUGCAUUUUCAUCCAACUUUAGUGGAUAUUAUUAAAGAAUUAAAUAAUAAUGAUGAUGAAAAUUCGCCGUUAUUUAAAGUUGCUUACAUUCCAAAAAAAGCAACACUAAAAUUUGGUAAAAGUAAUUCAGGAGAAUUAUUAAAAUUUCCAUGUGUUAAUGUUGAUAAUGUUUAUAUAUUUCCUGGAUCGCCAAUAUAUUUUGAGCCAUUAUUCAAAAAUUUGUGUCAGGAGAUAUUUAAUGCACAUAAAAAAUUUUUUAAAAAAGAAUUAUACAUUGAUGCAAAAGAAGAUGUAUUUGCUAAUGCAUUAACAAGUGUUGCUAAAGAAUUUCCUAAUGUUGCUUUCGGUUCUUAUCCAAUUAGUAAUCAAAAUUAUUAUAAAGCACGUGUGACUAUUGAGAGUGACGAGAAAUCAAUUACUGAGGAAGCAACGAAUAAGUUUUGUAGUUUAAUUUCCCCCGAUAUUCUGGUCAAUUAUGACAAAACACCCGAAAUAAAUUCAGUUGAAAAGUACCAGGAUUUUCAGUCAAAAAGUGAUCCAUCAAAAGCUUUAAUUUAUUCAGAAACCAUUAAAGAACUAAAAAAAAUUUUUGAUAAUCCUAAAGAAAUAGUAAUUGAAUAUAAUUAUUCUAUGGAAUCUACUGUAUUGUUACAUCUCAUUCACAUUGUUCGGUCAUUAUUGAAUAGUAAUUUUAUAAUAAAUGCAGUAUUUUUUAAACAUCAAAAUAUACCAGCUGUUAUUGAAAAAUCGUGCAUCGACAUUUUAAAUCGGUAUAAUGCAAAAUUAACUGUAUUGGAUGAACCAAAAAAAGUAAAUGUAGAAAAUUUUAAAAUACUUUAUCCAGAAUUAAAAACAUUAUUACUCACUAAAACAAAUGAUGCAAAUAACGAUUCAUCAGGAUUUAAAUUUAUGGAACAGUUGUCUCCGUCAAUUGAGAUUAAAACUCCUCUAUCUGGAUGGAAUUCGGAAACCAUAUGUACUUUUACCAGAUCUCUCUGCCUUCCUUACGUGUAAUUUGAUAAUAAAUGCAUCAUAUGACUGCUAAUUAAAUUUUUUUUAAUGACCAAUAAAAAAUUAAAUAUUUUAUAUAUGACAGUAAUAUUAAAUCGU